Molecule: messenger RNA, 339 nt
Organism: Prorocentrum cordatum
Lineage: Eukaryota; Dinophyceae; Prorocentrales; Prorocentraceae
Source: the annotation of a GenBank genome assembly
AUGUCCAACUGCCUGCAGCAGCACCGCCACCGCGCCAGGGCAGCACAGGUCGUGGACCGGGGUCGCUGUCUCGUUGCUCUGCUCUCGGAGAGCUCGUCUCGCAACCGCCGGCUAGGCAUGGUCAACGAGCUGCUCGACUGCUGCGUGAAGAUCACGGACGCGCUGCGCGUGAACCUCGUGACGGUCAACGACAGCUCCAACACCUUUGGCGAUACGCAGCUCACCGUGGACGUGAUCGCGGACGACCUCCUCUGGGACCUGGCCAAGACGAGCAAGCUGGUGCACGAGGCGUCCUCGGAGGAGGAGCCCGAGAUCGUGAAGACCAACCCCGACGGGCAG